GAGUGAGUGCGUGCCUCACUCGCUCUCUUUCUCGCCGCUGUCGCUGUUUUCUUUUUGUGGAUAUUGUUUUUGUUUCGGCAACAACAGUUAAUUAUUUGUGCAAAAGCGCGUGUGCACCGCCCCACACCUCGACAAAAAAUAUAGUGAAAGAGAGGAAAAGGCAGAAUACAGGAAAAGCCCAAGAGACACUCACACUCGCGCGCGCGCUGAGUGUGUGCGUGUGUGUGUGUUCUGCAGACCGCCGCCGCCACCGCUGCCGCUCCAGUACGAAAAAUCGAAGAACCCAGGACCUGCUCCGUUCAUCCGCUGCCACCGCUCUCGUGCUGGUCCAAGAGAAGAGCAUCCCGAAAAGAACCGUAACAAUGUCCUCCAUCGAAUUUGAGACGAUUGGCAGCCGACUGCAGUCGCUGGAGGCUGCGCUGCAGGCUCAGAACGAAUCCCAUGAACAAAUUGUCUUAUCGAGGCCGCGCGGUGGCAGCAGCGGCGUCAGCGGAGGCUCCUCAUCGCUGGCGCGUGUCCAACCAGCACCGGCAGCAGCCCCCUCUCCGGCCACCACUGCCGUCACCUCCACCACAGUUGGGCCGCAUAUCAGCAUAGCCUCUCGACCCGCGCCACCAGUUCCUCAGCCAGCGGGCGUCUAUGGCGGCACCUUUAUCCCGCCCACCAACAGGAGUCCGCGUCCCACACCGAACCUGCCGCUGUCCGAUGCUGGCUUGUAUCGGCGACCUAUGAUCCUGUCGCUGCCAACACAAUUGCAUCCUUCGGAAACGGAGACGGACAAGAAGCUAAAGAUCAUUAUGGCCCAGACGGGCAAGCUGAACAUAAACGGGCGGCAGUACCCGACAGACAUCCACGAUCUGCAGCACCUGGGCGAUCUGGGGAAUGGGACCAGCGGCAAUGUGGUGAAGAUGCUGCAUGUCUCCAGCGAUACAAUCAUUGCCGUGAAGCAGAUGCGGCGCACGGGCAAUGCGGAGGAGAACAAGCGCAUCCUGAUGGAUCUGGAUGUGGUGCUCAAGUCCCACGACUGCAAAUACAUUGUAAAGUGCCUCGGUUGCUUCGUGCGCGACCCGGACGUGUGGAUCUGCAUGGAACUGAUGUCGAUGUGCUUCGACAAGCUACUCAAACUCUCCAAGAAGCCGGUGCCGGAAUGCAUUCUCGGCAAGGUCACAGUGGCGACGGUCAACGCCCUGUCGUAUCUGAAGGACAAGCAUGGGGUUAUCCAUCGGGACGUGAAGCCCUCUAACAUACUGAUCGACGAGCGUGGCAACAUCAAGCUCUGCGACUUUGGGAUCAGCGGUCGUCUGGUGGACUCCAAGGCCAACACGCGCUCGGCUGGCUGUGCGGCGUACAUGGCGCCGGAGCGCAUUGAUCCAAAGAAACCAAAGUAUGACAUACGCGCCGAUGUCUGGUCGCUGGGCAUAACGCUCGUCGAGCUGGCCACUGCGCGAUCCCCCUACGAAGGCUGCAACACGGACUUUGAGGUGCUCACCAAGGUGCUGGAUUCGGAGCCACCCUGCCUGCCGAGCGGCGAGGGCUUCAAUUUUAGUCAUGAGUUUCACGAUUUUGUCAUCAAGUGCCUCACAAAGAACCAUCAGGAUCGACCCAAGUAUCCGGAGCUCCUGGUGCAGCCAUUCAUAAGGAACUAUGAAAUAGCCAAAGUAGAUGUUCCAAAUUGGUUUCAGAUGGUCAUGGAGUCGGCCGGCAAGCGGCUGCGCGUCAAUGGUGAUCCCACGCUGAAGAGACCAACAACAACAACAACAACAACAAAAACACCAGCAGCAACAGCGGCAACACCUGGAGGCGGUGCAGCAGGAGGGCCUGGAUCGGGAGUAGCAGCUGCCGCAUCAGGAUCGGCAGCCUCAACCAAAUACGGCAGAGCGGCAAUAACCUACCAAGCGUCGGCGAGCACCACGAAUCCACAGAAGACAAUAAAACCCACGCAGAUACCGAGCUACCAGCAACCACAGGCGCAGCAGCAACAGAAGUCGCAGUAUUUCAUACAAUCAGCCACACAACUACCUCAAACAACAACAACAACGAUAGGAGCAACAACAGGAGCAGGAACAGCCACAGGCACAGGCACAGGCACAAAUUGCUUCGGCCACAGUGGUGGGAGCAGGAGCGGCAGCAGCAGUGCCAGCCCAAUGUCGCCGGCCAGUGGGAUAAGUGCCAGCCCAUUGUCGCCGCCCAGCGGUGGUGGUGGUAUCAGUGCCAGCCCACUGUCGCCGCCUGGUGGUAUCAGCGACAUCAGCAAACUCUAUCGCAAGUCGCCCUUUAUGCAGCGGAAGCUGAGCAACGGAAACCCUCAUCAUUAUCAGCAGCAGCAGCACUACAAAUACAACGAUGAGAGCCCCAAGAAGGAGUCGAUGUUCAGCAGCAUUGGCCAAUCGAUUCUACGCAACCUGACGACAUCGCCCUUUAGCCAAAAGAAACAUCAUGGAACAUCGCCAGCGUCAGCUUCAGCGUCCGCAUCGACGACACCAACUGCAACACCAACAGCAGCAGCAACAAAAUCAACAGGAACAACACCACUGCCGCACAACAACCAAACAACCACCAAAACAACAACAACCAUGGAUCAAACGGUAGCAGCAACAGUAACAGCAACAGCAGCGCCAGCGACAGCACCCAGCACGCCACAUUGGCGGCUGCCAGCGGAUAAUCCCUUAGCCUAUGACAGCUGUGAUAGUAGUAGUAAUGUGAAUGUGAAUUUGAAUGCAAAUACCCUGACCCUGGGCCUGUCUUCACCCUCCCCAUCGCUGCAGCGCAGGCCAUUUCCCACAGAGCUACAAACACAGGCGGCAGUGGCAGUUCCAGCGGCAGCGGCAGCCCCAACAGGAUCGGCGGGAACUUUGCAGCUCAACUGCCAACUACAGCAGCAGCAACAACCACCACGUCUGCAGUCUGGGAAUCAAAGCCCCAUAGUGCUGCAACGUUUCUACCAUCAGCAGAACCAGCUUCGGGAGAAGGAGGCCGCCGAGCGGUACCAGCAGCAGCGGCAGCAGCAGUCAGUCGGCGGUACCAGCACGAACCCAUUCCACAGCAACUACGUGCCGCCACCGCCCUCGACGCACUCCACAUCUAGUCAGUCGUCCACGCAGUCAACGUGCUCGCAGAUUGCAGCUUCCCUCGCCAGUCAAUCGCCACCCGGAGCGACGACUGCGGCUGUGUCGGCGGCCGGGCACUUUGGGGUGGGCACUGCGGAGCAGCUGCAAUACCAGCCGCUGCCCCUAACGACGGCGGAGGCGGCCACCAGUCCCAGGUCGCAAGAUCAGCCCCUGCACCAGCAACAGCAGCAGCAGCAGCCGCCUCCACAGAUGGAGUAUGUCGGUGGAGGAGGAGGAGGAGGAGGCGGCGUAGGCGGUGGAGGAUCGAUGGUGGCCAGCAAGUUGAGUAAGCUUUAUGCUCGCCGACAACUUUUGGGCCAGAGCUCGAGCAGUGGGGCGAGCAGCAGCAGCCUGGACGGGAAGGAGCACCACGAUGCGGGCUGGUUCAACACACUCGCCGGCGCCAUGAAGCGACAGUUUGCCACCUAUGUUAAAACUCAAUUGAAUUCCACAGCCACGUCACCGGUGGCCAGCAUGGGUGAGCCACAGCCACAGCCACAGCCACAGUUACAGCAACACCACCACAACCAGAAUCAGUACCAGUACCAGUACCAGCAACAGCAGCAACAACCUAUGGAGUCCAUGUCGAGUCCAGUGCAGCCACAGAUCCAGAUGCAGAUGCAGAUGCAGAUGCAGUCGCAGGUACAGCCGCCAGCCUACAGGAGUGUCGUAAACAAUGGCGGCGGUGGCGGCAAGGCCUACUAUUAUCGCACCCUCUCAGCGGCCAGCAGCAGCAGUAACACCAGCCAGAGCACAUCUCCCACCACAGAGCCGCUGGGCAGCAGCGCUGGCUUUCUGCGGCGCUAUGGCAGCAGUGGUGCAGGUGGUCCUGGUGGCGGUGGCGGUGGCGGUGGCAGCAUAAGCACACCGCCCAGUCCGCACAUUCUGGCCGGUCUAGAUCGCAGACAUCGGAGUCCGGAUCCGCCGCCACGCUACAAUCGCGGCCAGUCACCGUUGCUGUUGCGCAAGAAUCUGCUCGAGCUGAGCGGACAGCCGCCGGGCUCCCCCCUGCUCCACAGACGAUAUGUGUCGGCUUCGCCGCCGUUGCCGCCACCGCGACGCGGCUCUGAGAGCGUCCCAGGAUCACCGCAGCACUUCCGCACCCGCAUCCACUACACCCCCGAGCCGCAGAGACGCAUCUAUCGCACCAUAGAUCAAUGAGUGGCGCUGCAAAUUAUGGUCAUGUGAUGCUGGUAUGGCUUCGAUGACGAUUCCGGCGGCGCUGGUGAUGCCUCCGAUGCCUCCGUUCUCGAUGCAUCAACGGGGGACCAGGCACCAAUGUCGAUGCCUGCACCUCGAGGCCACAUGAACACCGCCACAGCGGUGGGCGGAAUGAGAGGAGCGGGUCGCAGGGCAUACUCGGCGAGCGGUUCGUAUGCCAGCUUGUAUGCGGAUGCGGAUACGGAUACGGAUACGGAUACGAAUGCGGUUGGGAAUGGGGAUGCAUGGCCAGGAGCUCCAGUGGCUCCAGCAACAGCAAAAAGCAGCAGAAAUGGUAACCGAUGGAUGGAUAAGGCGCCGUGGACAUGUGAUUGAGACAGACAGACGGAGACGGGCAAAGCAAACGAAAGUGUUCAAAAGUCUUAUACGUAUAAGUGUUAGGCCUCAGCGAAAAUCUUCUUCAUCUUCAACGACCCUAGCUCUAAUUUAUUGUACUCUCCUUCGUUUUGUAUUCUCUUUCCUUUUUGUUUGCAUUACUAUCCUUGUUUAGAAUCGAAAUCAAAAGAUAUAUAUACAUAUAUAUCGUCCUAUAUCCGAGUCUUGUGCAUAUAUAGAAAUUCCUUUGCGCAAUAGUUGAAAGCAAUAAUGUUUGUCCAUUGAGAUAUGUAUCCGUAUAUCCAGCUAUCUAUCGUUCAGUCUACUACUACUAUAUGCCACGCCCCUUUCAAUGUUAAAUGUUUACAUUAUACAACUAUAUACACAGAUAUAUACAAGCAUAUACCUAUUAUAUACAUGAUUAUAGUAUGUAUUCCAUAUAGGAAGGAGUCAAGAGCAAUUUCGAUUUGUACGAAGAAUGUAUACACCCA
Messenger RNA from Drosophila guanche, 5134 nucleotides. It is a transcript of the gene hep, whose product is annotated as dual specificity mitogen-activated protein kinase kinase hemipterous. Bases 363 to 4268 code for a protein of 1301 amino acids. The record is from RefSeq and is a predicted model, not a curated record. The transcript is spliced from 10 exons. Lineage: Eukaryota; Metazoa; Arthropoda; Insecta; Diptera; Drosophilidae. Gene Ontology annotation, biological process: protein phosphorylation. Gene Ontology annotation, molecular function: protein kinase activity; ATP binding.